AUGGAUACCUCUUCAGGUUCCACCGCACCGAGUACCGGUCCGGAAACUAUCCCUGCCGACCCCGAAAAGGCGCUUCAUUCGCGACAGGAUGCGAUCUCGAGGCGACAAAAAUCUGAAUCGAACAAAUUUCACUUCCUUCGACCAACAGUUCAUGGGGUGGCAGCAUUAUUUCGGGGCAAUGGAGCCCUGGCCCCGUUUCGGCUUCUCAAGUCAGAUUUCAAUGGCAGGGCGAAGAUAUAUCACAUGGAUUGGGGUUUCAACCAAUUGAUUCUUGCGUCGGCUGUAUACGUCUUUUUUACAAAUUUAUUACCUGGGAUCACGUUUGCCAGUGAUCUCUAUGUGCUGACUGGGAGGAACUAUGGGGCUAUAGAGGUUGUGUUUUCGACAGGGCUUUGUGGAAUUAUAUUUGCAUUAUUUUCGGGGCAGCCCCUCACCAUUUUGGGCGUUACCGGGCCCUUCUGUAUUCUCUCUGAACGUAUUUACGCCUUAUGUCAUGAGGACUUCCAUAUACCCUAUUUGCCGUUUAUGGCUUGGGCAUGCAUUCAUUCUGCUUGGAUGCAUUGGCUGUUGGCAAUAUUCAAUGCACAUGACUGGACAAUGGAAUAUGUUACUACGUUUUCAACCGAGAUCUUUUCGUUACUCAAUUCUGUUAUCUAUUUUCAUAAGGCAGUGCAAGAACUAGAGAGGUCACAUGCGAAUACCUCAUUUGCCUCGUUUCUAUAUUCCAUCAUUGGAUGUGUUGGAACGUUUUUGGUCGCAGUGACCUUAAGCACGGCGAAUAGCUGGGCUCCACUCUUCCACAAAUAUGUUAGGAUGGGACUGGCAGAGUAUGCUGCCGCAAUAUCAAUUGUCAUAUUUAUCGCCAUGCCUCAUAUUGGAGAAUUGAAUAGCCUGGAUCAGCAAAGGCUCCCCGUGUCCACUUCCUUCCGUCCGACUUCCCCCGAAAGGACUCGUUUCAUUGUCGAAUUCUGGACCCUACCCGCGAGCUGGAUAUUUGCUGCUAUACUGCCUGGCCUGAUCAUAACCACCCUUUUCUUCUUCGAUGUUGAGGUUUCCACUAUCUGUGCAACGCUCUCUCGAUAUAACAUAAGGAAGCCAGGCGGAUAUGCUUGGGACGUAGCACUUUUGGGCACAACAACAGCGCUGUGUGGUAUUCUCGGGAUUCCACCAGCUAAUGGUCUUCUUCCACAGGCACCUCUCCAUUCCGAAAGUCUGCUCCAUAGCGAAGAAGUGAAAGUGAAUGGAGAGACCAAAACUAUCCAGACAGUGUAUGAGCAGCGAUGGAGUCAUCUUUUGCACGCAAUCGGGAUCAUGUUAUUUGUGAGCCCGCCGUUCAUGCAUGUUCUCGGACUUACGCCUACGAGUGUCCUCGCGGGGCUGUUUUUGUACAUGGGUGAACAGAGUCUCAGCGUUAACCCGAUCUUGUUCCGGUUCUUCCAUAUGUUGACGCCAUCGAGUGAGCUCCCCCAAUUGCCAGACGGGAUCAGAGGCUAUCGAGGGAUACACAUGUACACCCUUCUUCAAAUCGUGAUUACAGCAGGAAUCUUCGCUGUCACGUUUACUCCUGGCGCCCCGGUGUUCCCGGUGAUUAUAGUCCUCCUUGUCCCGAUCCGAUUAAACUUGAUGAACAAAUGGUGGAGUAGAGAAACUUUAAAACGUAGGCUAUAUAGUCCCCAUGAAGAAUAA
Messenger RNA from Tuber melanosporum (Perigord truffle), 1686 nucleotides. RefSeq lists its product as uncharacterized. Gene Ontology annotation, biological process: transmembrane transport; monoatomic anion transport; monoatomic ion homeostasis. Gene Ontology annotation, molecular function: borate efflux transmembrane transporter activity; solute:inorganic anion antiporter activity. Gene Ontology annotation, cellular component: plasma membrane; fungal-type vacuole. Bases 1 to 1686 code for a protein of 561 amino acids. The transcript has 6 exons. Lineage: Eukaryota; Fungi; Ascomycota; Pezizomycetes; Pezizales; Tuberaceae. The record is from RefSeq and is a predicted model, not a curated record.